This is a messenger RNA of Saccostrea cuccullata (small rock oyster), 518 nucleotides long. RefSeq names its product leucine-rich repeat-containing protein 4C-like. The transcript has 4 exons. Gene Ontology annotation, molecular function: protein binding. NCBI's taxonomy places the organism in Eukaryota, Metazoa, Mollusca, Bivalvia, Ostreida, Ostreidae. Gene Ontology annotation, cellular component: extracellular matrix. Bases 120 to 518 code for a protein of 132 amino acids. The record is from RefSeq and is a predicted model, not a curated record.
ACACCAUCAUAGAAAUAUUUCCGCAUUAAAGUAACACAGAGAAGUUUAUUCUCCUUCUGAAGUAAACGUUUGCUAAGUGAUAAAGGAUUCAUGGGGAAGAGAUCGUCUUGAUUCCAAAAAUGAGUCUUAUUGUGUGGACGUUAUUUCUCUGUGAUCUGAUGUACGGACCUGUGACUGAGGCCUGUCCUAGUGUCUGUUUCUGUUGGAGGACUACCGACUGUAAUGGGACAUAUGUAAGCUGUGGUGGUAAAGGGUUAACUGAAGUACCUACCAACAUCCCAACAGAUACAUGUGAAUUAAUUCUUUACGAAAACAAAAUCACCACGAUACAGGACAAUGCCUUCGCCGGCUUAUACAAUUUACGUAAACUGUGGUUAUAUAACAACAAGAUAACCAUUAUUCAGACCAAUGCCUUCAAUGGUUUGUCAAAUUUACAGGAACUAUAUCUUUUCGACAACAAUAUCACAACAUUACAGGACAAUGCCUUCGCCAGCUUACACAAUUUACGUAAACUGUAA